Molecule: messenger RNA, 3605 nt
Organism: Mauremys reevesii (Reeves's turtle)
Lineage: Eukaryota; Metazoa; Chordata; Testudines; Geoemydidae
Gene: LGALSL
Product: galectin like
Exons: 5
Coding region: 103-897 (264 amino acids)
Molecular function (GO): carbohydrate binding
Source: RefSeq, a predicted model, not a curated record
CCUCAAAGGAGCUGCAAGUGGAACACGCUGCAACAGCCUCGCCUCGCCGCGCCGCCACCCGGCCCCUGCCCCGGGCUGCCCACGGCCGGGGCAGGGCUUUAUAUGCCGCCUGCCUGGCGAGGCGGCGCAGCCUUCGCUGCUGCCACCUCCCCUGCCGCUGCCACUGCGGCGGCCCCAGCCCCAGCCUGCCUGGGUGCACGCGAGCCGGCGGGCUCCGGGUCCAGCGCCGAGCCCCCGCCCCCUCUCCCGGCGGGGUCAGCGCCCAGCCCCGCGCGGAGCAGCGCGUCCGAGCCGCGUCCCGCUCCCUCCCCCCUUCCCGCUCCAGCUGAUCCAGCCCCGCACCGGCCGCCGGCGCCUCCACCACUGCACCGAUUCAACAAGAUGGCGGGAUCCGUGGCGAAGAGGGACGCGCUGAAAAUAGAGGAUGGGCAUUUAAACAACUCCUUGGGAUCGCCAGUGCAAGCAGAUGUGUAUUUUCCACGGCUGAUCGUCCCAUUUUGUGGACACAUCAAAGGAGGAAUGAGGCCAGGAAAGAAGAUCUUAGUUAUGGGCAUGGUGGAUCUCAAUCCCGAGAGCUUUGACAUCAGUCUGACAUGUGGGGAAUCAGAAGAUCCUCCUGCGGAUGUAGCCAUUGAACUGAAAGCUGUCUUUACAGACAAACAGUUCCUCAGAAACUCUUGUGUAUCUGGCGAAUGGGGCGAAGAACAAUCAUCAAUUCCUUACUUUCCAUUUAUUCCAGACCAGCCAUUUAGGGUUGAAAUACUUUGUGAGCACCCACGUUUUAGAGUAUUUGUGGAUGGACAUCAGCUUUUUGAUUUUUACCAUCGUAUUGAAACACUGUCAGCAAUUGACACAAUAAAGAUAAAUGGAGAUCUUCGUCUUACUAAACUUGGCUGACCUGGUGAAAACUGUAGAUUCCAAACUGGCUCAGGUGCCAUCUUCUAUCUGGAAGAUCAGUGACAGCUGCGUUUGGACACAACUAUCAUAGGCAAGCUUCACUGUUUCUUUCCUGUGUGCAGUAAAGAAUAUGUUGAUGAAUUGAACUGAUCUUUAUCCUACUGAAGAAAGCUGUUGAUUUAUAGACACUGAGCCAUUUUUCUUCAGACUGACUAGCCCCUCCAUGCAGGAUAAUCAAAUUAGAAUGGAUUCAGAAAGAUUUACAGUCUUGUCAUAAGUUGCAGCAGCUAUUAACCUUCUCAGAGAGAGGCAAUUUCUGAAACAAGUGCUAAAGCCAGCGAUUGAUCCACGAUUUAAAAAAAAAUUUUUUUUUUGCAAAUAGUUUCAGCACUGAAGUGGAUUAGUGUAGCACAGCACAGCGCCAAAUGCUGACAUCCUUAUCCAGGGCCUGAUCCUGUCUCCAUUUAAAUCAAUGGCAAAACUCCCAUUGACUUCAGUGGGCCAUGACUCAUGAUCAAACUUUCAGUCCUUCAGUUGAGUGCAAUUCUCAUUGAUUUCUAUGAGUUUUGCCGAAGAAAGGGGCAGAUCCUCAGCUGAUGUUAAUCAGCAUAGUUCCAUUAACUUCAGUGGAAUUAGGCUGAUUUAUGCCAGCGGAAGAGUUCACCCACGGACUGUGCAAAAAUUGAGUAAGGGCUUCAGGAUUUGGCUUGUAUAUUUUAGUCAGGGUAUUUGUAUAGAAUGUAGAUUGUUACAAGUUUUUGCACAAUGGAACGUUAAUACAGACUUUGACGCUUACUCGUAGUUUAUUUAUUUAUACUCAUCUCUGUAUGUAUUCUUAGUAAAAAUGAACGAUUUUACUGACAGUUAAGAACAGCAAAGUAUAAGUAUUUUGAAUGUACAAAUGUCUUAGAUUCUUUGGGUAAACUUGACAUAUCAGUAUUGAAGCACUACAGGUGUCUUGCUGAAUGAUUGGUUACAUUCUAAUUGUGCCCUCUAGACCCAGAAAGGUAGGGGGUCUGCUCGUGUAUUCACUAUAGACUGUUUUUCAGGACUUUAUAACUUUGCUGUAAAUGUUAAGUCUGAGCUAAAGCGAUUUAAAAAAAAAAUCUUAUAUAGAAGGUUUGUAGGUUUAAUUGUGCUUUUUGAAACUUAGCCUGCAGAAUUUAAUUCUGUUCUCAUCCGUUCAUAGUGGGCGCUAGCCUUUUGGGGGUAAGUGGGAAAUUCUCUGCUCGCAUCGAAGGGCAGAAUUUGGUCUUUGGUAUUAAAAUUUUAAAUAGUGUGUGGACAGCCAAGUUAUUAGCACUUGAAAAUCAGCUACUGCACAUGAAUAACUUUUCCAAAGCUUUUUAAAUAAUAGGUAUAGCUCUCUAAACACUGUAGCUGCUCUACACUACGAAUGAACACGGUAACUUUUCAUAGUUUCUGUAGGACUUCAUACACUUUUCCUUGGAUGUACACAGUGGACUACAAGAAGUCUUUUUGAGUUGUUCUAGUCUGUGAAAUAAACAUUUAUUUAGACAAUUUAUAAAAAUGUAUUAUAGGGACUUUUUAAGACGUAUUUUGAAGCCUUUUUUUGUAGUACAACAUAAAAAAAAAAAGAAAAAAAGGAAGAAUAAUCUCUCUGAACUAUGUUUUUAUUAUAAAUUUAAGAUCUGGUUUAAGCCAACCAAAACUGAAACAUCCAGAGUUAAGGCUAGAACACCAAUUGUCAGUCAGUUCAUUUUGUCCUCACUUUGAGCUAAUCUGGCCCUGAAUCAGGAAGCCUUAGACAGUGAGCUAAAAUUCCAACUAUGGCCCUGAUCCAGAGCUUAUUAAAAUCAGUGGGAGUCCUUCUGUUGACUUCACUGGCCUCUGGAUGAGGCUCCAUAUAAGCUAAAACCACAGAGGCGUGAUUUGUAUCUCACUUACACUAAUAUAAAUGAAAAGCAGCUCUAUUAAAGUCUGUGGAGUUUUGCUGAUGCAAAUGAGAUCAGGAUUGGGCCCCUAGCCAAACAGUGCAAAUUAAAGUUGGAGUUUUAGCCUUAUCUUUGAAUUUCUGUGAUUUCUCCCCUCCCUGCACCCCCUGCCCCUUUAAACCAGAGCCUAAAUGUUAUUUUCAGGUGAUUUUUCUGGUGUGUGACUUUAUAUGUAAAUUGGACUCUGUUUGUACUGCAGGUUGAUUCUUGAUAUGAAAUGUUCCUGUCUUGCUUUGUUUUUAUCAAUUUUACAUGAUACAUAAGUAAUGAAAUGACUGUGUCAUUUUCAAAUGUGUUAAGAAUGCUGGCCGUGUUUCAGUACAAAAAUAUAUUCUUAAAAAUAAAAUCCUAGGAAAAGACGCAUUUACAUGAAACCUCUGGAUUAUUCCCCAGCUUUGAAACUGUUUACAGUUGCAAGGCAGAUGCAGGUAGAAGAUACACUAGUAGCCAACUGGUCCAGCAUUUUCUCAAUCUUGAACAUUUAGGGGCAGGCUCUUGGGUGUGGUGCUACUUCUUUGUGCCCUGUCACCAGCAGAAUCCAGUCAUAUUGCUCAUGUAACUGGCCCAAGGAGGCUAUCGCCGAAGAAAGAACAAUCCUCUGCUAGCACAGAGCCAGGGUAGGUGCUCUUAUGCCGCUUCCUGUCCCCACUGUUUGCAUAGCUGGGGCCCAGAGGCUUGGCUGGGCUGUCACUGUGCUAAGCUGAUCUCUGACUGCGUUUUCUGCCCCUUGGGACUGCUUGCAGCUGGUGUAAG